GAUUAACAUGUGCUUUCGCACCCAAACGCCGCAUAUAAAUUGCCUGCAUUCUCCAUUCUCGCGAAGCAUUACCAGUUAACAACUACGUUCCUCCACUAUAGGGCUCUCUCUCUCAUCCCUCUUUUCUACCCCCAAGAAUACAUGUAGAAAUCACUGUUGGAGCUACACCCAACAUGGAGGAUCUUGAUUUUGAGCCUACCGGACCUGUUCGUGUUACUGGCAGAUUUCGGCCCAAGGCGAAGCCCAAGUCUACGAAAAUAGCAUCUACUGCAGCUGCCUCUAAUUUCCCUGAUGUUGUAACGGAAGAUUCAAUCCCAUUAUCUAGCACUGUCUCAGAUACUGUUCCAUCUACUACAUCUGUUGAUGUUGGAGGGGUUAAAGUAACACAUACAGUUGGUUCAUCCUCAGCGACCUCAGAGAUCUUAGGGAGACUAGAGCCAUCAGGAAACAAUGAGCAUUUAUGGUCAAGUGUCCCGUCCUUGGAUGGUGACAGAAUCACCAACCCUUCCGAAUCAGCUGCAGCAGAUACUUUGCAACCAUCAGUUAUGGUUGCAGCUUCUAAUGGAAGUGAAGGUUCACACUCUGUCUUUGGAAAAUCAGCCAGCGAGAAUGUAGACAUAUUCUCAGGAUUGGAAUGUCUUGACGAUUGUCUUACCCAAACUACCAGUGGUGCAGUGCCUGCUUCCCGAAAAUCCCCUGAUAAGGUCAAUGGGGAAAAGUGUGGUGCUCCGACACAUUGCUCUGUUGAGUCUUCAGCAUUCUUAGUAUGUGAUGUUGCAGAAGCUCAAACUAUUUCUGAUUAUUGUGCAACGCAAGAUCCAGUGUCCUGCACAGAAGCUGCUAUGUCCAUUGAACAUGGUGAAAUCCAGUUAGAAACAAAGGAGAUUGAAGCUUUAGAUGUUGUGUUUGAGGCUCCCAUUUCAACUGGAUGCCAUGCUGGAAAAUUUCAACCCAAGCUCAGAGUCAAAAAAGGAAAAGAGAAUCCAAACAUCCCUCACCCUGAAGUUGAGUCCACCAUACUUUCCCAACCUGCACAUUUUGAAACAGGUGAUAUGGAUGAGAGCUCAUUUUGUGCCUUUCCGCCAGGAGAUGUUCAUAAUCACGUAUCUCCCACUUUUGGUGAUUCUAUAGCCCCAAAUCCAACCCCUAAUUUCCAAGUGAAUGCAGAAAGCUUUGCAGAAACUACUAAGUUAGAUGAGGCUGUUUAUGGGGAUGCUGUGUAUUCAGAGGGUAUUUGUGCGGGGAGUCAUAACAGUGGAAUUGGAAAGGCUUCUACAGUAUCAAAUCGUCCUCAGUCUCAGAAGCGCAAAGGUUCAGCAGCCGAUGAGGCUAAAGAUGGGACAUCAGCCAGGAAGUCAAGGAAGCGGUUUCCCCAUCAACAAGUUGAUGAUUCAGGGAACAAUACUAAUGAGGACAGCUUCAAUGCUGAAAAUUCUAGUGAUUAUGAUGGCAAUGAAGAUGGGGAGCAUAAUACAGAACGGAGAAAAAAAGCCCCAAGAAAGUCCAAGGUACCUGUAUCUGAAAAUGAAAAACCAGUUCAAAAGCGUAAAAGGACCAAGAAAGCACCUGAUGAACCAACCAAAGAACCGACCAAAAAGAAGUUCUCCCAUUCAACUCGUAGAAAUAGAAGACAUGUGGACAAGUCUUUGCUUGAGAUCCCAGAGGAUGAAAUUGAUCCUCAAAAAGUGCCUAUGAAGGAUCUUAUUCGGCUAAGAGAGUAUAGGGAGCGCGUAGAGAUUAAAGAGGCAGCCAAGUUGAAAACUCCAGCGUCUGAUCAAAGUGCAAAUGACGAGUUUCAUAUGGAAGCUUCCCAUAAUGAAGAGAACUUUGGUUUCGAACACAUGAGCUCUGAUGAAAAUCAAGUACAUUACCGGGAUAGGGUUAGCACAAGUUACUGUAGCUUCAAUUACCAAUCUUUUAUGAAAAAACAACGCCCUGCAAAAUGGUAUGAACAAGACACGGAACUUUUCUAUGAGGGUAUUGAGCAGUUCGGAUCCGAUUUUAGUAUGAUCGCACUACUUUUUCCUGGUCGAACACGUGAUCAAAUCAAGUUUAAGUUCAAGAAGGAAGUUCGUCACAAUCCAUUACGUAUCAAUGAAGCCUUUCGCCGUCAAUCGAAAGACAAUUCCAAAUAUGUUUUGGUGAUUAAUGAGUUGCAAAAAGGUGCUGGGGAAAAGCUGGAGUCUAAUGCAGAUGAGUCGAGUGACAUGGCAGGCCAGGAGGAGGUAGAGCUGACUCAUGAUAACAAUAGGGAAGUGGCAAAACCUGAGUUGGAUAAAAUUGAAGAUAUGGAAACUGAUGUUGCCGCCGCCGAAGUUCAACACGAGGAACCUGCUGUUGCUCAAGUACAUAGUCCCAUGAAGUCUGAUCAAAGUGAUGAUGGUGACGGUUUUGGCGGUUGGGAUGAUGACUUUUAGUGUAGAGAGUAACCUAAAAGGAAAUUAAAUGCAUCAUUGGAUCCGCAAUCACUGGUAGACUCUCACAGAUCACAUUUUGACUAUUAGCAUGUGGAGAUAGAAUUCAUUUAAUGAGAAACCAGUAACAGCUGAGGAAGAACUGGCAAGAAUGGGAUUGUGAGUUCAGCUUAGGUCCAGAUCUGCGAAGAAAACAUCAGCUUAGGUGUUCUUAGGGGAUUGUGACUCUUUUUUCAGCAAAAUUUGUUGGCAACGCUAUUCCCAGCCCCACAAGUUUUAAUUUGGAACGGGAUGACAAAUUUGUUGUAGAAAUGUGGAAUUCAUAGCUGUUAUCAAUAAAUUGCUAACUUGCUUGC
Molecule: messenger RNA, 2770 nt
Organism: Rosa chinensis
Lineage: Eukaryota; Viridiplantae; Streptophyta; Magnoliopsida; Rosales; Rosaceae
Product: transcription factor TFIIIB component B'' homolog
Exons: 14
Coding region: 174-2417 (747 amino acids)
Biological process (GO): RNA polymerase III preinitiation complex assembly
Cellular component (GO): transcription factor TFIIIB complex
Molecular function (GO): TFIIIC-class transcription factor complex binding
Source: RefSeq, a predicted model, not a curated record